UUGUCCUGAGUUCCAGGACUUUCGUUUUCCGCUGAAGCACAGGCGCUCCUCCCUCUGCGCUCAGAGAGCAGGAAGCUGGCACAAUCAGCAGCUGCGUGUUUGUUUGUUGGACUUAAUAAAGGGGGGACAGAAGAUAGUUCAGAUAAGAAGACAUCUACCUGUAUAUGCGGGAAGUUACGAGAACUUCUAAAGCUCUUGUUGCCGUGCAUGAUUAGUGGACACAAGCUGCUCAAUCGCAGCGAGAAUCCGAAAGUGGAGAUAAACUGAGAGGGGGACCCCCGGCGCAAAUGGCCUCCCACGCCUCACAGCCGGAGGAAGACUGCACUUGUCCCGUGUGCUGUGAUUUAUUCACCGACCCGGUGGUGCUGCUGUGCGGCCACAGCUUCUGUAAGCUGUGUAUUCAGGGGUGGUGGAGACAGAGCGGUCAGAAUACGUGUCCCGUCUGCAAGGCCAUUUUCCCAAUGGCGCAGCCGCCGCCAAACCUGGCGCUCAGGAACCUGUCUGACGCCCUGAGGCGCACUAGAGACCAGGCAGCAGCGCCAGCGUCCACGGAGAUGUGCCCCCUGCACGGUGAGAAGCACAAGCUGUUCUGCCGGGAGGACCUGCUGCCCAUCUGUGUGGUCUGCAAGGAGGCCAAGACGCACAGGAGACACAACUGCGUCCCCCUGAGUGAAGCAGCGCAGGACUACAGGGCCAGAUUCAAGACACAGCUGGUAAACUUGAAAAGUAAACUGGGCUCAUAUGAGAAGAGUAAAGUGAGCUGGGACAAGGUGGCUGCGCACAUCCAGGCUCAGCAGACGGAGAAGACCAUCAAGGUGGAGUUUCAGAAGCUUUACAAGUUCCUGCGAGCAGAGGAGGCCGCCAGGAUCGACGCGUGCCGGAAGGAGGAGGCGCAGAAGAGUUUGGCAAUGAGCAUAAAGAUCCUGAACCUGACUGCAGAGAUACUGACACUCAAAGAGAAGAUCAAAGCCAUGGAGGAGGAGAUGAGCGCAGAGGACUUCUCAUUUCUGCUGAAUGUCAGAACCACAAUUGUGAAAUCCAAGUGCAAGCUACCAGAGGUAGACACUCCAUCAGGAGCGCUGAUCAACCAAGCCAAGCAUAUUGGGAACCUGCAGUUCUCAGUUUGGAAAAAAAUGGCCAAAAUAGUGCAGUACAUAACUCUGGAUCCCAACACGGCCUGCACACAGCUGACCGUAUCAGACAACCUGACUUGCUCCGAAAAAAGUCAGAAGAAACAACCAUAUCCAGACAACCCUGAAAGGUUGGGACGUUAUGACAUUCUUGGGUGUGCAGGCUUUGCAUCUGGUAAAUACAGCUGGGAUGUGGAAGUGGGCGGUUACUGGGCUGUUGGCGUGGCGGCUAAAAACAAAGAUCAAAGUUCUCAAAAGAUAUGGGGCAUCUACAUGUGCAUUUGCACUAAUAUUGUGCGUGAAUUAACACCUGAAUGUUGCUUGAGAGAAGUUGAGCACAAGUUGUUCCCUCAAAAGGUGGGAGUGAAGUUAGAUUAUGACAGAGGGACGCUGUCAUUUUAUGACCUUUCUCGAAAAAGGCUUAUUCAUACCAUCAAAUACACUUUCACAGAAGAAGUGUUUCCCUACUUCCGUGAGAAAGCAAAACUUUUACCAGCUGAAUUGUCAGUGAAAAUGUCGGCCAGCAGCCCAGGGAUGAAAACUGGCGCCCAAUAG
This is a messenger RNA of Menidia menidia (Atlantic silverside), 1685 nucleotides long. NCBI's taxonomy places the organism in Eukaryota, Metazoa, Chordata, Actinopteri, Atheriniformes, Atherinopsidae. The record is from the annotation of a GenBank genome assembly.